AUCAAACUAAGCACUUUUCACUUCACUCGGUAAACCACACGAGAAAUAUGGACACAAUGAAUGUAACAGCAAUGAUGCAGUUUGCAAAGACGAUGAAGACCAGUCCGUCGGCGUGGUCGGUUGGACUUCGUCUCACGAUUGUAUCUCUGUUCCUCGUCAUCUCCGUGCUCGGUAACGGUAGCAUUUUAGUUCUUUUGAAGCGCUUCAAGUCGUUAAGGACCAUCCCGAACAUCCUAAUCGCCAACCUAGCGUUCAUAGACUUAAUGAAUGUGCUGGUGAAUCUGCCCGCCGACGCGCUGGUAGCCGUGCUCGAGUUACAUCACGUCGUCAAGGGACGACUCAUAUCCGCCCUCGUGGCUUCGUCGCAAACCGCUUUCGUGUUCUUGAACCUGUUCAGCAUGACUUUGAUGAUGUUGGAUCGAUAUCUGGUGAUCUCCUGGGGACUCAGAUAUAAGAUCUGGGUAACAACACACAAGUCCAUGGUGGCAGUGGGUGGGGUUUGGUUACUGACAUCAGUUAUCAUGCUACCCUGGUUUCUAGGCCUUUACUCCAUAGACCAUGGGGACCUGCCGACCUUCAUCUAUCGUAUGUUGUACUACUACAGGGUUGGCGAUUACAUGACCAUCACUCGCUGUGUGUUUCCUGUGGUGUUUGUCUUUCUAGCUCUGCUCACCUUCACCAGCUUAAGGAGACAGACCAGGUUUAUCGAAGGCAAGUUAUCCAUGCAAGCUGCCCACCAAGGAACGAAGCUGAUUGCAACCCGGCGUCGCACAGAGGCCCAUGCAGCUGCCACCAUCUUUAUCACCGUGGCGACUUAUGUGAUAACCUGCAUUCCUCUCAUACUAUACGGUAUCGUCACAGAAAACACCAGUAACCUUGCAGGCACUGAGUUCCUGAAGUGGUUUGCGGCCCUUGCCAACUACUCUCUAUACAUCUCCAGUGUGUGCAACCCAUUUAUUUAUAUGGUUAGGUGUAACCGAUUGAGCUGGGCUCUGAAAAAGUUCUGUCAAGACCCAUGUGGGAAGAGUGAGCUCAACACUCGGCAAUACAUCACUACAACUCAUACGUGUAUCAGGUUACCACAGAGGAAGGGUAUCUCAUUGACUGACAUCAGCGAGCUCAAUUUCAUGACUGAGAGAUCUUUGUGUAAGAAUGUGACUGGAUGGAAUAAAUUAGGUUACAAUCAUAAAACAAACAAGGUGGAGGCUUCAAGUCCAAUAAGUGGAGUAGAUAAUGAAGCAUUUACUGUCGAAGCAGUAGAACUAGAGGACAAAACCAGCAACCUAGAUGAGUGCUUUUAAAAGCUGUCGAUAUGAAACAUUAUAUAAGAUAGAUGAUUAAAACAAAAUAGUGUAGAUAGUAGGGGAUAAGGAAUGAAAUCAAGCAGGGACAAACACAGGUUGGCUAGCAAAAACAACUUUUUAGAAGCUAUGGAACCCAAUGCCAUUGAGAAUCAAUGAAACCAUAGGGCAUUUAAAAAAUUGGGAAAAAUGGAUGUCACAUAGGAGCUGCAAUUGUAGGUGAUGAGGCCAACCUGGAGACCAACAUGAUGAAGGUUGAAGGAUAAAUACCUUUAGCAAUAUCAUAGCCAUAAUCUCCAUACACAAAACUGACAAAGAUAGCAUGUAUGAUCUAAAGGCUAGAGUAAUUUAUGGUUUUACUAUCAACUAAAAAUAUAUUUUCAUCAUACACACAUUAGCUAAAUAGAAUUUCAUAUUUCAAAGUGUUCUUACUAUUAUUUGUUUAUCAUCAAAGCUGUGAAAAAUAAACAUGUAAAAUUUAAAAGAAAAGACAAAAGACAAAAGCAAGGAAAAAAACAAAAAGGAAAACACCAAAAAAGCAUAUUAGCAUAAAAAAGAUGUUAACAUAAAAAAAAUAGAAAAGAAAAGGAAAGAAAAAAGGGAAACAAGUAAAAAGAAUACUUAUAUUAAUAUUAUAACUUGCAUGUAACUGCGGUAUUGUUUUCACUCUGGGUAUAACUAAAAGUCUUUUUUUUUUGUUGUUGAUUAAUUUACCGUCAACUUUUGCUAUUAUGGGAAUGCAUAGGCCCAUUAUUUAAUGCCCAUUAUUUAAUGCCAUUAUUUAAUGCCCAUUAUUUAAUGCCCAUUAUUUAAUGCCCAUUAUUUAAUGCCCAUGAUAGUAAAAGUCUGUAUUAACAAUAGUUACAUCCGUCCUAUUGAGGAUACAAAUUUCUAGUGCUAAUUAAUUUUUAGUUCUAAUGCAUGUAACUGCGGUAUUGUUUUCACUCUGGGUAUAACUAAAAGUCUUUUUUUUGUUGUUGUUGAUUAAUUUACCGUUAACUUUUGCUAUUAUGGGAAUGCAUAGGCCCAUUAUUUAAUGCCCAUUAUUUAAUGCCAUUAUUUAAUGCCCAUUAUUUAAUGCCCAUUAUUUAAUGCCCAUUAUUUAAUGCCCAUGAUAGUAAAAGUCUGUAUUAACAAUAGUUACAUCCGUCCUAUUGAGGAUACAAAUUUCUAGUGCUUCAUGGGUAUCAAAUAUGAUGAGCAAAACUUUUAGUUCCUGUUAUGCUAUUUAUCUGCCUCAAUAUCUUGUAUCAGUAUCUUAUCUCUUUUCAGAGUGACUAACUUCAUAAAAGCUAUACUUUAAUAAUUAAAAUCAAAUCCAUACAUGGAUGGGAUUUUGUGGAUGGUUGCCAUACAUCAAUAAGUUUUAGUUUCCUUGAUCUAACUUCAUUAGCUUUUGGAUUGCUUUUACUUUUGGAAAGCAACCGCUUCAAUUGUAUUUGCAAAAAUACAGAGGAUGACUUCCGCUUAUCUAGAACGGCCCGGAUGUUAUCAUUAUUUUUAUAUUAUUUUCGGGAGAAAAUCGGAAAAGUACCUUUUGUUUCUCUUUCUGCUGUUUGAACUUGGAUCUUUUCCGUGGAGGAGAUAUCUGCCCAGGUUGUAAUCCUGGCAUCAUCUUGGGCAGACCUACAAGAAAAAAAAAAAACAAGAUAAGGCGAAUUCCAACCAAGCCAUAAUGAAAUGUAAGUUAUAACUUAAUUUACUAAUGUGGAGGGUUGUGUUAGAAAUAGAAUUGAAACAAGAAAAAUCAGUAUAAGACAAUGAAGUUGACAGGACCUUUCAAAUAUUUCUGUUUAUUUGUUCUUCAUUACUACCUGACAUCGACACCACGUCUCUCUGGUGAACGCUGGUUGCGACGGAACUGUCAUGUUUCGUAUUUUCCUGAGCCGCGGACGGUUCAUCUCUCUUUACGCGAACCACUAACGCCGCGGGCUUCUGUCGAUCGGCAAGAAACUGCUCCUGGAAAGCCAGCAAGUCAUCCUCUGUGUCCCUUUUCCCGGGUCGGGAAGACAUCGUCAAUAUCACGAAUGAAUGCUAGCAAACACCGACUCAGUGUUUAAAUUUCCCCCUCGUGUCGUCCGCCAUGUUGGAAUAUGAAAGCAUGCGCAAAUGAGAUGUUGUUCAAAGCCCCGCGGGCUCAGAAAAUACAAAAUGGCGGACGGAACCGAGAUAGAACAACUUAGAGAAGAAAUCGCAAAACAAACAAAAAAACUUGAGCAUAUGAAAGCGAUCCUUA
Molecule: messenger RNA, 3537 nt
Organism: Nematostella vectensis (starlet sea anemone)
Lineage: Eukaryota; Metazoa; Cnidaria; Anthozoa; Actiniaria; Edwardsiidae
Product: melatonin receptor type 1B-B
Exons: 3
Coding region: 48-1301 (417 amino acids)
Biological process (GO): G protein-coupled receptor signaling pathway
Cellular component (GO): membrane
Molecular function (GO): G protein-coupled receptor activity
Source: RefSeq, a predicted model, not a curated record